GUCCCCUUCUUCUCAAAAUCCAAAAACAAUGGAUGAACAGACACUAACCACCGAUGAAGAUCUCGGAAUCAAAAUCUACACAGCCACACCGCCGAUCGACUCGUCCUCCCCCUACACAGACCACCCCACCGGCGGCAGCCGAAAAAGACGAGCAAUGGCAAAAGGAAUGCAAAAAACACUCUCGAAAACCUCAAUGCUAGUGAACUUCCUUCCAACCGGCACUCUCCUAACAUUCGAAAUGCUGCUGCCGUCAGUUUCCGGGAAGGGUGAGUGCACGGCGGUGAACACCAUGAUGAUAAACCUUCUCCUUGGCCUAUGCGCUUUAUCAUGCUUCUUGUUUCACUUUACGGACAGUUUCAAAGGCGGCGACGGCAAAGUUUAUUACGGGAUCGUGACGCCGCGGGGGCUGGCGGUGUUCAAGACGGGGCUGACGGAGGUGGAAGUGCCGAAUGAGGAGAGGUUUAAAGUGGGGUUCACGGAUUUUGUUCACGCCGCUAUGUCUGUUAUGGUUUUCAUGGCGAUUGCGUUUUCGGAUCAUAGAGUCACGAAUUGUUUAUUUCCAGGACACGUGGCGGAUAUGGAAGAAGUUAUGGAAAGCUUUCCUUUGAUGGUGGGGACCAUUUGUAGUGCUCUCUUCUUGGUGUUUCCUAAUACUAGAUAUGGCAUUGGUUGCAUGGCCAAUUGACUGUAUUACCCUCUCCCUUCUUUUUUUUUUUAAUUCUUAUUUUAAUUUCACUACCAAUAAAUACGCUUUUAACUAUUGCGU
Benincasa hispida (wax gourd) is the source of this 766-nucleotide messenger RNA. Its product is annotated as protein DMP9-like. NCBI's taxonomy places the organism in Eukaryota, Viridiplantae, Streptophyta, Magnoliopsida, Cucurbitales, Cucurbitaceae. Gene Ontology annotation, biological process: endomembrane system organization. The record is from RefSeq and is a predicted model, not a curated record.